Messenger RNA from Chara braunii, 2598 nucleotides. Lineage: Eukaryota; Viridiplantae; Streptophyta; Charophyceae; Charales; Characeae. The record is from the annotation of a GenBank genome assembly.
GAGUACAAGCAGCGGGAGCAGCAACACCAGUAGUCGUGCUUCCAGUCACCCUCCUAUUAGCGAAGGACGUGUACAGUCGCCUCAAGGCGGCUUAGCCCAUCGCGGCUCGUCCCACCAUGGAUCUUCUCAGGGAGGAGGGAGGAGGGAGUCGAGGCCCGACUAAUGGAAACAGGAGUAAGUCGGCAUCGUACACGGGGAAGUUGGGACCUCCGGGAGCAACGACCUCGGGAGCGCGACCUCAAGACGCUUAUCAGCCCGGGUUUGUCGACCCGCUCCCAAGGGACAACCCAACGUUUGAGCCGGGGCCAGGGAUGGGGACGGUGACUGGUGGGAUGAGAAGCCAAGGUGUAGUAGGAUGGAGGAUGCAGGAUACACCAAUGGACGAAAGUCACCCGAAGCAGUCUGGAGGUGAAAGGAAGUUGGUAGAAGGCGAAUCCAGCGGGGCUAAAAACGGUCAAGUAGGUGGAAGCAAAUUCAAGAUUAAGGCGACGGAAGGGGCAGAGCCUUCCUCAAACAGUAGAGCGAGUGCAGGGGGAGAUCUCACUCCCACAAAGCUUCGAAGGCGGUUAAGUGAGGACAUGAAGGAACUGAGAAUUCGGGAAGAAGAGUUGGAAGGCGAACCAUCGUUUCCGUCGGUGGAGGCGACAGGAGGUCUUUCGAAGAACGUGCCGGAAAGGACCUCGGCACGAAAUCAAGGCGUCAUGAAACGUAACAGGAGACAAGUCACGGGCAUAGACAAGGAAUGGGAAAAACAUCACGGGAGAUGUGCUCUUACGUUGAGAUUUACUUCUGCGACAUUCUAUCAUCGUGAAGGAACUGCACUGAGCUGGACACAGGCCAGGAGCACCUUACAGACCUCUGGGAUCUGGUCGGCGUCAGGCUACCAACAUCGGUUAGAGGUCGUUAUGUGUAACAUUAGACAUCGGCCAAAGAUCCGUGGGAUGGUCCUGGGUAAGGGAGAAUGCAAGUCGCUGAAGGAAUUGCGGAAUGCUCUUGAUUGUUGCGUGUGCGACGCGGGCUGGGUGGACAAGAUGGUGAGGAGUGACCAGUUAUCGGCAAUGCACGAGCCAGUGGUGGAGCUGCUCUGUUUGGUGGAUGGGCAAGGAGCAACCAUCUCGAAGGUUUACUUCAAGAUGGAUUGGGUUGUGCAGGACCUCUGUGCCCUUGAGUGUUUGUCAGAGGAAGAACACGAGGCGGUGGAGCGCAUCCUCAUGCGGCGCUGGGCAUUUUUGACAAGCGAGCUGCAUUGCGUUGCAGGCUUUCUGGAUCCUGAGCAUCGGAUGCACAAUGGAGAUCGUGACCCGGAGGUCCGUGCGGGGUUCAACAUCUGGUUGUACUCCUGGAUGCCUCGACAUCGGCUCCACGUGGUCAGCUCCCAGGUCGACCAAUGGGUCAAUGCUUUGGGAGGGUUCUCGACGGAGCAGGCUUGCGAACAAGCCAACCACCAACUGCCAACUUUGUGGUGGGAGGCGUUCGGCUCGAAGCACGACUUCCUCGUACCACAAGCGAUCAAAUUGCUUGGCCAGACAAACUCCUCUGCCGCCUGCGAGCGGAAUUGGAGCUUGCAUGAGCUAAUCUAUGGAAGGAGGCGGACGAAGUUGUUGCCAGAGAGGAUGGCGAAACUCCGCGGCGAGGGGGAUGACACCCACAUCCCAUGGGCGAACGACGUGUCGGUGGACAAGGAGAUGGAGGAGUGGUGUGUGCGGUGGUUGGAGCGGGUCAAUGAGGAUGUCGACCACGAGGAGGUUGCAGAGGUCGACUUCGAUGAUAACGGAGACGAAAUCCCGAUGCGGAGGACUUUCGUGCGCAAUGACGAAGUUGAUGACAGGCUGGUCGAGGAGGAGGAGACUGAACUUGUUGGUAUAAGGCAGCGCGACUGGCACGAGUGCACAAAGCCUGGGAAGCACCGCGAGCAAGAGUUGCGCAGGAGGUCUGGUUGCCAGCUGCCCGAGCCUGGAGAAUUGUACUCAGAGGCAGGCUAUGCUCUCACAAUGGAAGCACGACGCGCAGGCACGUGGGUGCAGGGCCGGGACGAGGCGCCAAGAAAGAGGAGAGGGAAAGCCAAGGGCAAACAAACGGUGGUGGAUGAUGAUCCGCCCGCGCAGAGUGGGAAGAGGAAGGUUAUUCAGCAAGAACAACCACCACCGAAGAGGGGCCGUCCAACUUUGGCAGAACAGGCGGCACUCAGGGCGCAGGUGGCUGAAGACAAGGCUGUUGUUGCAGUUGCUGCAGCAAAAGUUGCUGCUGACAAAGCCGCAAAGGCCAAAGCCAUAGCGGCAGUGAAAGCUGCCACAAAGAGCGCAGGUGGAGGGAAGGCCAAAAAGUCUGUCGUUGUAAGUGACGACGACGACUUGGAUGUCCUGAAAGAAAGUCCGGAAGAGGACGAGCCCGAAAGAUCGUCCAUGUCCAGCGACUCAAGUUCUUCAUCGGCGGCCUCAUCAUCUCAGUCCAGUGGGAGGGAAGGCACAAAUGGAGAAGGAAGUGAGGGAGGGGCCCAGUUCGAGGACGACGAGGAGGAAGAUCGAGCAGAGGCUGAGUAGAGGGAAGCCGUUCGAUCUAUGAGCUUAGGAACUUUAGGUAUUCGAUGCUCCAAGUGCA